CCAAGCAUGCGAGUCACCACUGACACCUGGCCCCGCCGCGCCGCCCAAGAACCUCUCCUUCUUCUCCUCCUCCGGUCCUCCCUGAUGAAAAGCGCGUCACUGCAAGCACUGAACCCAAACCGAGCCAUGGCGGCCAUGGGGCGAUCUGUGCGGGUGGUGCUGGACUCCUCCGUCCUCCUCGACCCAUCCGGUGUUACAGCGGAGGAGGAGGAGGUGGUGGUGGCGCUGCGGCCUGGGGCGGAGGCGCUGCUGCGGCGCCUGCGAUACUCCAAUCUCCGGGUGGCAAUUUGCCAUCCGGAGGGCUUGCCAACUAAUGAGUCAGGUUUUCUUGAGAAGACUGCAAAAUUGUACUCCUUUGGAUAUAUGCCACUUACAUCUCCAAGUGGGAGCAAUUUACUAAAUGAGUUGAUGUUAGAAUGGAGUGGAACGAAUUUUUGCUUCUAUGUGACUUCAGGAGUUCAUGAAGGUCUACUAUCUGAACUUCAGAAUCACAACUGGGAAGUUAUUGCCAUGGGUAAUGAAGAUGUCAUAAAGAACUCUGGAGUUAUACAUAUUAGCAUGCUUCAAGAGUUACUUAUCACUUUGGCAACUUCAAUAAAAAAGGAAAUAGGAAACUCAUCUGCUUUCGUGGUUGGCUAUGUUAUGAAACAAUCCCGUGAGGAAGACUUUGCCAAGAGAGGAGCAUUCCCCAUUUAUCCUAGUAAAAACGAUCUUAUCUUUGUUCCACUCUCUUUUGAACUUCCCUUAGCUUCUCAAUUGCAAGAAGUUGAUCUAGUGCUACACAAAAUAACUGAUGAGAUCAUCAACAUUGAUCCAAACUCUUCCAUCAGUUUUCCGAAGGGGAUUUCAUUUUCUCCGGGAAUGUCUGAAAUUAUAAGGUUUGUAGAAGAGCACUGUGAUUUUUGUGUAAUUGAUCCAUUCAAAAAUAUUUAUCCAUUGCUGGAUCGCAUCCAAAUUCAAGAAAUUCUAAUCCGACUGGAAGGACUUAGCGCCGAAGGAAGGCCAAAACUCCGAGCACCAUGCUUUUUAAAGAUUGAAAGCUUUUGUGGCAGUGAAUUACAGAAACAACUAGCAGAAGCUAAGUUAUCCUUUCCGCUCAUUGUGAAGCCACAAGUAGCAUGUGGAGUUGCUGAUGCCCACAAUAUGGCAUUGAUUUUCAAAAUCGAAGAAUUUAGCAACCUUAGUGUGCCUCUUCCAGCUAUUCUACAGGAAUAUAUUGACCAUGGAUCCAAAAUAUUCAAAUUUUAUGCAAUUGGAGACAAGAUUUUUCAUGCUAUUAAGAACUCAAUGCCCAAUGCAAGUCAUCUUAAAUCAUCAUCAGGAGGCAAACCUCUUACAUUCAACAGUUUGAAGACUCUUCCAGUGGCUACAAAGGAGCAGCUGCUGCAAAACGAGGUGCAAGAUAGCAAAUUGUUGGACAUUAAUCUAGUAGAAGAGGCUGCAAAAUUGCUGAAGGAAUUGCUAGGGCUUACAAUAUUUGGGUUUGAUGUCGUUGUUCAAGAGUCCAGUGGAGACCAUGUCAUAGUGGACCUAAACUAUCUUCCGUCUUUCAAAGAAGUUCCUGACAAUGUGGCGAUGCCUGCAUUCUGGGAUGCAAUCAAGCAGUCAUAUGAGUCAAGGAAGCAGAUGACACAAACUUACAUACAGAUGAAGCCCUUGAGCUCCUUUUCAACUCAUCCCAUGCUCCAGGGAUGGUUUCAGGAUUGCCAGCACAUUUUUGUCCUUGGAGUAUUCAGUAUGGAUCGCCUGAAGAGAGUUACUGGCAUGGCUAAGGGAUUAUCAGCUGUUCCGGCUCAGAAAAACGAAGACGAGAGCUUGGUUCUCUUUGGUGAGCUGUACAGGCAUGAGAAGGAGAAGGAUGUGAACCUCCUUGAACCAAUGUACUCAGUGGAGUUCGAAGCAAUUCAAGGAACCAGUCGUAUGUUCAAGUUACCAUCAGGCAAGAAAGAUUACCUCCUACCAGAUGGUGGAAAGCACGAUUACGACUGGCUCAAGACUCCUCCAGCUACUCCACUGUUCCCUUCCCUCGAGAUGGAAGCUAAUUCCUCUCAAAUGGUUUUUCAGAGAGAAUUGCCUAUCCUUCAGCCAGUUAAAACUUCAAGGUUCUCAAUCAAGCCUGAACCAACAAGCACAUCAACAAGAACUGAAUCGCCUACCUCCAGCUCCUCAAAGUCUGCUACUCCGACGGCAAGAUCCAGUAGCUCUUCAUCAAAGAAAAACUUCACCAAAGGAGAUCCUGCUCUCUCUGAAGUGACCACAGCUUACAAAAUGGACAAGAGAUCAAGCUACACUCCUCUGAAGAACAUACAACAACUUGCAGCUCCAACAACUAAAAGUACAGCAGCCAGCAAAGCAGCCAAGAAAACCUCAGCCAGCAAGAAGCCUGAAUUCCCAGGCAGCACAAAUGCAGUAAACAAAAUGGCCAAACUAGGAAUCCCCGACAAGCCGCUGAAGAAAACCACAGCGACUGCACCGAAAGCUCGGUCCAAAGAUCCCGCAAUUGGUAUGAAGGAUCUGAAAAUGGAUGCUGGCACAGCAAGAAGAAUGCCAUGCCCACCUGCUGCAACAGUGGGUAGCAACAAUGAGCUUAACAAAGUUGCAGGGAAAGGAAGGAGAAGAACUGGAGGUGAGCCUGCUCCUGGCAAUGGCAGCCGUGCCACUGAAGCUACUACAAAUGGAAGGAGAAGAGCAGUUGCUGAGAAGGAGCAUGGACAAAGGCUUGGAAGCCUUGCAAAGAAGUGAAACAGAAAUAUCACCAUUCUAUCCAGAGCACACUUAACUUGAAUGUUUUUUUCUCGGUUAAUGUUUGUGUUUAUGGGGUUUUACCAAUGCUGAAUGAACACUCUUCAUGUUGAGGAGUUUAAUCAUCUUAUGAGUACGAGUUGCAGAAACAUUGAAAUUGUUCAUAGAUUUGGGAAAUCACUUUGUUCAUUUCUACGGAACAGAGUUAAUCCUGAUUGAACCAACCAACACGAAUUUUUCUGCUCUCUUAUAA
Messenger RNA from Oryza sativa Japonica Group (Japanese rice), 2995 nucleotides. RefSeq names its product inositol-tetrakisphosphate 1-kinase 6. Gene Ontology annotation, molecular function: inositol-1,3,4-trisphosphate 6-kinase activity; inositol-3,4,5,6-tetrakisphosphate 1-kinase activity; inositol-1,3,4-trisphosphate 5-kinase activity. Gene Ontology annotation, cellular component: cytoplasm. Gene Ontology annotation, biological process: inositol trisphosphate metabolic process. NCBI's taxonomy places the organism in Eukaryota, Viridiplantae, Streptophyta, Magnoliopsida, Poales, Poaceae. The record is from RefSeq and is a predicted model, not a curated record.